AUGGAUGAGUGUUUGAAGGGAUCGGGAGGGGAGGGAAGGAAGCGGCGAAAAGGAGGCUAUGUGGGUGAUUAUAACGAGGAUGGAGUGUUGGGGAAAGAUGAGGGCGAAGGGGGGGGCCAAGAGGAAGGGGAAAGGGAAGAAGCGGAAAGUGAGGGAAAGAAGGUGGAGAGAUACGAAGAGAGGGGAGAAAGGACGGCGGAGGAGGCAGAGGAGGGGGGUGAGGACGAAGGGGAGAGGGAGGAAGAGUAUGGGCUUGAGAAGAAGAAGCAGGAAGAGGAUGGUGGUGGUGAUGAAGACGCUUAUAACGAGGAUGGUCAAAGAGAGCCGAGGAAGGGAGAAGCGACGGGCGGAGAGAAGGGAGUGAGAUUGGGGACGAGCGUGAGGGAACAAAUGGAGGAGGGAGCGGAUGGGGGAGUGGAUGGGGGAGUGGAUGAGGGAUUGGAUGAGGGUGGGGGGAGAAGAAGGAAGGAGAAGAGAAGAAAACCUGAAGCUGUAUUGAGGAGGCCAUCCGAUGAAAGUGGAUUAGAGGCAGAGGAAGGGGAUGGAAAGAGAAGGCUCAGGAGAAAAGGCGGUGGCUUGGUGGCUUUUGAGUCGACUCAAAAGCCAUCCGUUGUGACUGGCUUAGUGGCAGAGGAAGGGGAUGGAAGGAGAAGGCUCAGGAGAAAAGGCGGUGGCGUGGUGGGAGGGGAAUUGGGUGGGAAUGAGGGGAUGCAGGAAGGGGGUGGUGGAGUGAGGGGGGAUGGUGGAGUGAGGGGGGAUGGUGGAGUGAGGGGGGAUGGUAGAGUGAGUGCAAGGACUAGGUGGGGAGGGAGGCGUCCUGAUGGUGUGUCGUUUAAAGAGGAGGGGAGUGGGGAGGAGGAGAGUGGGGAGGAGGGGAGGGGCGUGGAGGAUGGAGGGAAGAGUGGGGAAGAGGAGUGGAGCGCAGAGGAGGAGGAGGCAGAGGCAGGGGAGGAGGAAGGGAGUAGGAAGGGAUUGGGAGGGGUGAAGCGGGAUACCCGUGGAAGUUUGCGAAGGAAGGAGGGGAGAGAGGGGAGGGAGGGGAGGGAGAAGAAGGAGAAGAAGGGAAAGAAGGAGAAGAAAGAGAAGAAACAGGGGAAGGAGGGGAAGGCUGAAGGAGUGCAUGCAGCGAACGGGCGAGGAGGGGUGGAGCGGGACAGGUCUGACAGAGUGAAGGCUGGGUUGGCCUCCGAUAUCCAGCCCUUGCGGUUGCUCAGGUGGGUUCUCCUCUCCCCUCACGUGCUGCCCCUCAGAUUUGGAGUGCGUACAGCAAACAGAGGAGUGGAGAGUGGCAAGUGUGACAGAGUGAAGCCUGGGUUGGCCUCGGAUAUCCAGCCCUUGCGGUUGCUCAGGCACAGACCGAAGAAAAAGCGGAGCUAUGUUGAUAUCUUGGAGGAGGAAGGGGAGGAGGAGAGGCGGGAGGAAGGGGUUGGGGAAGGAGGGAAACCAGUGCUGGUGGUGGCCUAA
Molecule: messenger RNA, 1464 nt
Organism: Closterium sp. Naga37s-1
Lineage: Eukaryota; Viridiplantae; Streptophyta; Zygnematophyceae; Desmidiales; Closteriaceae
Source: the annotation of a GenBank genome assembly